GGUUGUGGAUGCAGACAGACGCCAUUUUGUUUCUUUCUCGACCGCGUUGUCGGCGUUCGCAUGAUCGGUUUUGUUUUUAACUGCGAUCUAAAAGUAGAGUAAUAGUGCUUAUUCAAUAAUAGUAGACGUUUUGUUAUUUCUUUUGUUUUGUGCAGCAUGUCGGAUCGAGAGAGAAGCCGCUCGAGGACCCGUAACGGGUCUCGGGAGCCAGUACCAAAGCCACCGACGAUGUCUCGGGGACACACCAGAAGCCGGUCCAGAACACCGCCGCCGCCAAAAACGUCAAGCCGGAAGUACAGGAGCCCGUCUGACGAUCAGCGUCAACCCGAGCCAAGCAAAGCCAACAGCAGUCAUGCAUAUAAGACGUGUGUGUCCAGGACGCGUUCGCGCUCAGUGUCGCCGCGGCGCUAUCGCUCGUCGCGCUACUCGCGCUCGCGCUCGCGCUCGUACACGCCGCGCGGCCGCUCCCACUCGCACAGCCCCAUGUCGUCGCGGCGGCGGCACAUGGGCGACAGGGUGAGUGGUGAGAACCCAACACCAUCCCGGUGCCUCGGAGUUUUUGGACUGAGUCUCUAUACUACGGAACAGCAAAUUCAUCAUAUUUUCUCCAAAUAUGGCCAAGUUGACAAAGUUCAAGUUGUUAUUGACGCAAAGACUGGACGCUCCCGCGGUUUCUGCUUCGUCUAUUUUGAGUCACAAGAGAACGCCAAAGUGGCGAAGAACGAGUGCACAGGCAUGGAGAUCGACGGCAGGAGGAUUCGGGUUGACUUCUCUAUCACGCAGAGGGCGCACACGCCCACGCCCGGGAUCUAUAUGGGGAAACCUACACAUCUCGGACGAGGCGACAAUGGAUAUGACAGACGCGGUCGCGACAGAGACGACUACUACUACCGCGGCGGCGGCGGCGGCGGCGGGUACCGGGAGCGCGACUACUACGCGCGCGGCUACCGGCACCGCUCGCCCUCGCCGCACUACCGCCGCUCGCGCCGCUACGAGCGGGAGCGCUCCUACUCGCCGCGUCGGUAUUAGUCUCGCGACGGUGACGUCACUUCAGACAUUUUUUAUACACCACCACUUCCCAAAUGUAGCCGGAAAUGCAUUUAAACAGUACCUGUUGUGACCGGUUUAAAACAGUCAAUAGUGUUAGCUCACGAGUGAUAAGGGUUCUAGUUGUAAGUUAGCGUUACGUUAGACGCCACUAGAUGUAAUAAAAUAUUAGAUGAUAAUAAAGAUUUACAACUAAGUCUAAUAUUGAUUUUGUUUGUUUGAAAAGGUAUUGAAACAAGAAGUAAAGGAUGAAGUUCCUUGAAAAACUAACUGUGUUGAAGUUUUGAAUUUUGAAAUCUAUAUUGGUCGCCGAAAGAAGGGGCCGCCGGCUUGAGCUCGCGCUACCGGCCAGAACCGAAGUUUCGCGAAACUUGUAAAGAAUAUGAUCGUGUCGAAGUCGCGUGUGAGUCGACCACGAAGAAGAUUGCCCUCAGAUCAUAUUCUUUCAACAAAUUGUUUCCAAUACAUUAACACACCCCACACACAGAUAUUUUUUGAGUGACUCGUGCGUAUUUCUGUUCGAUUCCGUAGUAUUUUGUAUUUUAUAUAUUAUUAUUAUUAUUAUUUAGUUUGGUGAUAUCGUAUUUUAGUGUAGACUUGUGUUGUGAACGAGUUGUUAAUAAAUAAUGAUUUUUUUAAAUAA
This is a messenger RNA of Zerene cesonia (dogface butterfly), 1690 nucleotides long. RefSeq names its product transformer-2 protein homolog alpha (gene Tra2). Gene Ontology annotation, biological process: positive regulation of mRNA splicing, via spliceosome. The record is from RefSeq and is a predicted model, not a curated record. Gene Ontology annotation, cellular component: spliceosomal complex. The coding region runs from base 157 to 1029 and encodes 290 amino acids. NCBI's taxonomy places the organism in Eukaryota, Metazoa, Arthropoda, Insecta, Lepidoptera, Pieridae. Gene Ontology annotation, molecular function: RNA binding. The transcript has 8 exons.